Strigops habroptila (Kakapo) is the source of this 2593-nucleotide messenger RNA. It is a transcript of the gene AP3M1, whose product is annotated as adaptor related protein complex 3 subunit mu 1. The record is from RefSeq and is a predicted model, not a curated record. The transcript is spliced from 9 exons. NCBI's taxonomy places the organism in Eukaryota, Metazoa, Chordata, Aves, Psittaciformes, Psittacidae. Gene Ontology annotation, biological process: endocytosis; intracellular protein transport. The coding region runs from base 380 to 1636 and encodes 418 amino acids. Gene Ontology annotation, cellular component: cytoplasmic vesicle; clathrin adaptor complex.
CGCCACCGGGGGCGUGGGCGACGGGGCGGACGGCCGCGCCGGGCGCCUGACGGGGAGGGGAGGCCGCGCCGCCCGGCGCUCCUGCCCAGCGGUGCGCUACCGCGCCGCCCGCCCGGGUGGUUCUAGCGUGUGGAGGCAGCCCCCGUGCCCUUGUCCGCCGCUGAGGCCAGCGGGCACCGGCAGGCAGUUGGCGGCUGGCCGCGGCAGCGGGACCGGCGGGCCUGGGCGUGGGGGGCGCCCGUUAUUAGCCGCUCGGCGCAGGCAGCGCCCCGGCCGCCCGCGCCGCCGCCGAGGGGCGGCCCCGCGCGCUGCCGGGCCUCGCCGCCAUCUUGGCCGCUGCCCCGGGAGCGGGACGGGCCGCACCGGGCCGGGGGAGAAAAUGAUCCACAGCCUGUUUCUUAUAAACUGUUCUGGUGAUAUAUUCUUGGAGAAGCACUGGAAGAGCGUUGUGAGCCAAUCUGUGUGUGAUUAUUUCUUUGAAGCUCAGGAGAAAGCAAUCGAUGUUGAGAAUGUGCCUCCUGUCAUCUCAACGCCACAUCACUACCUCAUCAGCAUCUAUAGGGAUAAAAUCUUCUUUGUGUCUGUCAUACAGUCAGAAGUGCCACCACUCUUUGUAAUUGAAUUUCUGCACCGAGUAGCAGAUACUUUCCAGGAUUACUUCGGCGAAUGUUCUGAGACUGCAAUUAAGGACAAUGUAGUUAUUGUGUAUGAACUUCUAGAAGAAAUGUUAGACAAUGGCUUUCCACUGGCAACAGAAUCUAACAUACUGAAGGAGCUGAUUAAGCCUCCCACAAUUUUGCGCUCCGUCGUCAACUCCAUCACAGGCAGUAGUAAUGUAGGUGACACACUUCCCACCGGCCAGUUGUCCAACAUUCCUUGGCGCAGAGCAGGAGUAAAAUACACAAACAACGAAGCCUAUUUUGAUGUCGUUGAAGAAAUUGAUGCAAUUAUAGACAAAUCAGGUUCUACAGUCUUUGCAGAAAUCCAAGGUGUUAUUGAUUCAUGUAUUAAGCUCUCAGGAAUGCCAGAUCUUUCUCUUUCUUUCAUGAACCCACGGCUGCUGGAUGAUGUCAGCUUCCAUCCAUGUAUUCGGUUCAAACGCUGGGAGUCAGAGAGAGUCCUUUCAUUCAUUCCUCCUGAUGGGAAUUUCAGAUUGAUCUCCUACCGUGUCAGUUCACAGAACUUGGUGGCAAUUCCUGUAUAUGUGAAACACAUGAUCAGUUUUAAGGAAAACAGUUCUUCAGGAAGAUUUGAUGUUACCAUUGGACCAAAACAGAACAUGGGGAAAACAGUAGAAAGCGUUGUCAUGACAGUUCACAUGCCAAAGGCUGUACUUAAUAUGAACCUUACUGCUACACAAGGCAGCUAUACGUUUGACCCAGUUACUAAGGUCUUAACAUGGGAUGUUGGCAAAAUUACUCCUCAGAAGCUACCAAACCUGAAGGGCCUCGUGAACCUGCAAUCUGGAGCCCCCAAGCCAGAGGAGAAUCCCAGUUUAAACAUCCAGUUUAAGAUACAACAGCUUGCAAUUUCAGGACUGAAAGUGAAUCGCCUAGACAUGUAUGGAGAGAAAUACAAGCCUUUUAAAGGUGUCAAAUAUAUUACAAAAGCAGGAAAAUUCCAAGUGAGGACAUGAAAAGCUGUUCAACUUCCAAGAGGAAAUUCCCCUUAAAAAAAAGAAAACUUGACUGCUUAGUGACUUACGUUGCUAUUAAUUAGGUGCCAAUUAAUUAAUAGACUCUGAUUAGUUCGGGAUCAAAGCAUUUGUGCACAGCAGCUCUUAAAAUGAAAGCAUAGCUUAGUUUUUCUUAAUAUGGCUUUAAAAUAAGGUACUUUUUUUCUAAUACACCUUCACUCUCUUUUUACUGAAUUGUUGUGCUGGUGAAUAGUUUGGUGUAGGUGAUCCACAAAACACCACAAACACUACACUGCCAGUCAGAUACCAAAGCCCAGAGGGUCAAGCACAUUCUGAAGGCCAGAUGGGUCACCGGAGAAGUCUUGUGGUGGCACAUUUUGCUGCUGCAGCCACCUGCAAAGAGAGCUCAGCUAUUCUCACAGCCAGCUGCGAGCUGGCAACCCACAAAGCAUCAUGUAACCCCUUCAGAAACAGAGAGCAGCAGCCAGCAGGGCAGGGGUCCCCCGCGGGGGCCUGGGGUGUAGCAAGUGUCACUCCUGAGAAAGAGCUGAUGAAGAAAAAAAAUAACUUCCUUGUUUACAAGAAAUCGCCUUUCUUAAGAAGCAUUUGCCUUAAUCAGCUUUCAUUUGUGCCAUCUGCAGAUGAGCUGAUAAAAAUAACAUCCUGCAUUAAAUCUGGGAGGUGAUUGUUCCUUCAGUAAUCCACUUUCUUUCCAUUCAGUCUCAUCAUCACCACCAUUUUUUUUCAGAAUACAGUUGCAGAGAGUAAGAUCUAUUUUUUAUGUGAAGCCUUUGCUUUGAUGUAGAUGUUCCACUUGUUCAGAGUGGAUGCCACCAGAUUUGUGCCAUGUGUACAUUGGAGCGUAGCUUUUUAGGUAGCACAAUAGAAGUGUCAAGUGUAUUUAAUGGUUGUGUGCUUUAAUGUUAAUGAAAUAAAGGGAACUCUUCUGCAAGUACA